Oncorhynchus keta (chum salmon) is the source of this 4262-nucleotide messenger RNA. RefSeq names its product plakophilin-3-like. The record is from RefSeq and is a predicted model, not a curated record. Gene Ontology annotation, cellular component: nucleus; adherens junction; plasma membrane. Gene Ontology annotation, molecular function: cadherin binding. Lineage: Eukaryota; Metazoa; Chordata; Actinopteri; Salmoniformes; Salmonidae. Gene Ontology annotation, biological process: cell-cell adhesion; cell-cell junction assembly.
GGGAACAGCUGCGUCGGUGGGGGGAUGGAGGAGGUGGGUUCGUGAUGGGCCAGGUGUCGUCGGGGUCUCAGGGGAAUCUGAUGAUGAUGCAGCAACAGAGACAGGCCUCUCUUCCCAGGACCAUGUCUGUCAAGAGCAUUCACAGUGUGGGGAAGGGCAUGGAUAUCUACGAUGGACAGAUGGACAUGACUGGCAGCAUGGGAAACCUCAGUGGGAUUAAUAACUUGGACAGCACGGCGGUGAGGUACCUGAAAGAGGACGAUGCUGACAUGCAGGUUCUGGGAGCAGCUUAUAUUCAACACGAAUGCUACAACAACAGCGAUUCCAAGAACCAGGUGCGGCAAUAUAAGGCCAUCCCGGAGCUGGUGAGGCUGUUCAACAGUGAGAACCAGGAGGUGGCUCGCUACGCCACAGGGGCUAUGAGGAACGUCAUCUAUGAGAACAUGGACAACAAGAUGUCUCUCAUCGAGGAGGGAGGAAUUCCACAGCUCAUAAAUGCUCUGAAGGAGAAUGACGACGAGCUACGCAAGAACAUCACAGGUAUUCUGUGGAACCUGUCAUCCAAAGACAACCUGAAGGAGAAACUAGCCAAGGAGACGCUAGCUGAGCUCACAGAGACGAUCCUGAUCCCGCUCUCAGGAAGUGGAGACUCUGAGGUCAUCCAGCAGAGCCCCUCUGAGGUUGACAUCUUCUACAACACCACCGGAUGUCUCAGGAACCUGAGCUCAGUGAAUGAGAAGACCAGACGUCAGAUGCGCGAGACCAACGGUCUGGUGGAUGCCCUGGUAGGAUACAUCCAGGCCUCGGUACAGGAUGGCAAGGUGGAGGAAAAGGGUGUGGAGAACUCUUUAUGUGUUCUGAGGAACCUCUCCUACCAACUGUACAGUGAGAUCCCGCCCUCAGCCCAGCUACGUCUGGAAGGACCAACCAGAGGCCAGGAAACAAGCAGGAGUGAAGCCAUUGGUUGCUUUACCCCUCAGAGCAAGAAAGUCAAAGAUAGGAAGAACCAGGACAUGGCUACGUUCACGGAGGUGGCCCGUGUACCCAAGGGUCUGGAGUGGCUGUGGCACCCCCAGGUGGUGGGGCUGUAUAACAGCGUGCUGCAGGGCUGUGAGAAUAACUCCACUACCCGCGAGGCUGCAGCCGGGGCUCUGCAGAACAUCACCGCAGGAGACAAGAGGUGGGCGGAGGUGCUGAGUCAUGUGGCUCUGGAGCAGGAGAGGAUACUUCCUGUGAUGUUGGACAAACUGAGGACCAAUAAUGACCUGGAGCUGAGAUCCCUCACCGGCUUCCUCAGAAACCUGUCACGCCAUGCCAAGGACAAGAACGCCAUGGCCACAAAGGUAGUGAACAACCUGGUGACCGAACUGCCUGCUGACGGUCAGCAGAGGGAGCCGUCGAGCGACGUGGUGGUCAACAUCUGUGGAACGUUGAACAACCUGGUGACCUCCAGCUCCAUCGCAGCCCGGGACAUCGCCUUCUUCAACGGGCUGCAGAAACUAGUGGCCAUUAAGAACUGCCACGACAGCAGCCCUGGGAAGCUGAAAGCAUCCAAAGCAGCGCCACAGUCCUCUGCAACAUGUUCCAAUACAAGAAGCUGCACAAGGACUACAAACAGAAAGGAUUCACACGACCUGACUUUGCAGACGUGACCAUCUGAAAAGGAACUCUCUUUCUGUCAAGUGGCUGGAAACACGUGAACACUUCAGUGAUCAAGGACCGUCUGUCAAACUGAGAACAUGGAGUUAGAUGGACUACACUACAGAGUUAUAUGGACUACACUAUAGAGUUAGAAGGACUACACUACAGCGUUAGAUGGACUACACUAUAGAGUUAGAUGGACUACACUAUAGAGUUAGAUGGACUACACUAUAGAGUUAGAUGGACUACACUAUAGAGUUAGAUGGACUACACUAUAGAGUUAGAUGGACUACACUAUAGAGUUAGAUGGACUACACUAUAGAGUUAGAUGGACUACACUAUAGAGUUAGAUGGACUACACUAUAGAGUUAGAUGGACUACACUAUAGAGUUAGAUGGACUACACUAUAGAGUUAUAGAUGGACUACACUACAGAGUUAGAUGGACUACACUAUAGAGUUAGAUGGACUACACUAUAGAGUUAGAAGGACUACACUAUAGAGUUAGAUGGACUACACUAUAGAGUUAGAUGGACUACACUAUAGAGUUAGAUGGACUACACUAUAGAGUUAGAUGGACUACACUAUAGAGUUAGAUGGACUACACUAUAGAGUUAGAUGGACUACACUAUAGAGUUAGAUGGACUACACUAUAGAGUUAUAGAUGGACUACACUACAGAGUUAGAUGGACUACACUAUAGAGUUAGAUGGACUACACUAUAGAGUUAGAUGGACUACACUAUAGAGUUAGAUGGAUUACACUAUAGAGUUAUAGAUGGACUACACUACAGAGUUAGAUGGACUACACUACAGAGUUAGAAGGACUACACUAUAGAGUUAGAUGGACUACACUAUAGAGUUAGAUGGACUACACUAUAGAGUUAGAUGGACUACACUAUAGAGUUAGAUGGACUACACUGUAGAGUUAUAGAUGGACUACACUACAGAGUUAUAGAUGGACUACACUACAGAGUUAGAAGGACUACACUAUAGAGUUAUAGAUGGACUACACUACAGAUUUAGAAGGACUACACUAUAGAGUUAGAAGGACUACACUAUAGAGUUAGAUGGACUACACUAUAGAGUUAGAUGGACUACACUACAGAUUUAGAAGGACUACACUAUAGAGUUAGAUGGACUACACUAUAGAGUUAUAGAUGGACUACACUAUAGAGUUAGAUGGACUACACUACAGAUUUAGAAGGACUACACUAUAGAGUUAGAUGGACUACACUACAGAUUUAGAAGGACUACACUAUAGAGUUAGAAGGACUACACUAUAGAGUUAGAUGGACUACACUAUAGAGUUAGAUGGACUACACUACAGAUUUAGAAGGACUACACUAUAGAGUUAGAUGGACUACACUACAGAGUUAGAUGGACUACACUACAGAGUUAGAUGGACUACACUACAGAGUUAGAAGGACUACACUAAAGAGUUAGAAGGACUACACUACAGCGUUAGAUGGACUACACUACAGAGUUAGAUGGACUACACUACAGAGUUAGAUGGACUACACUAUAGAGUUAGAUGGACUACACUACAGAGUUAGAUGGACUACACUACAGAGUUAGAUGGACUACACUACAGCGUUAGAUGGACUACACUACAGAGUUAGAUGGACUACACUAUAGAGUUAGAUGGACUACACUACAGAGUUAGAUGGACUACACUAUAGAGUUAGAUGGACUACACUAUAGAGAUAUAGAUGGACUACACUACAGAGUUAGAAGGACUACACUAUAGAGUUAUAGAUGGACUACACUACAGAUUUAGAAGGACUACACUACAGAGAUAUAGAUGGACUACACUACAGAGUUAGAAGGACUACACUAUAGAGUUAUAGAUGGACUACACUACAGAGUUAGAUGGACUACACUACAGAGUUAGAUGGACUACACUAUAGAGUUAGAUGGACUACACUAUAGAGUUAGAAGGACUACACUACAGAGUUAGAUGGACUACACUAUAGAGAUAUAGAUGGACUACACUACAGAGUUAUAGAUGGACUACACUACAGAGUUAGAAGGACUACACUACAGAGUUAGAUGGACUACACUACAGAGUUAUAGAUGGACUACACUACAGAGUUAUAGAUGGACUACACUACAGAGUUAUAGAUGGACUCUAAAGACAGUGACAAUAAAGAUGGAACCUGUACAGGGACGUCCUGGUGUUGUUCUAUGAUGCCAACGGAUCCUCACCUCCCCUUGUUUUAAUGCCGUAUGUAUUCAAUGCUGUAUGUUUGAAUGUUUUAUGUUGAACGCUGUCUGGACUUUAUGGUGGAUUCAGGGACUUUAUCUCUCUUAAUGCAACAAAUCAUACUGCUGUAACUAAUCAUGACUCUUACAGUUUCUCCUGCCCCACCCAGAAAUGGUUUGGCAUCAAUCCCAAAGACCUCUGUGCUCCGUUAUGUUAACCUGGUCCCAGAUCUGUUUGUGCUGUACAGCCAACUCCUAUGGUCAUUGUCACAAGACGGCACACAACUGAUCUGGGACCAGCCCCCACCCAUGGCUGACUACAGAUAGCAGCUACUGUAAGGGACGGCUUUCUCUGUGGAAUGAAACUGUUCUCUUUCAUACACCAUAAAUGGUGCUUGUACUAAAAGUGGUUGAAUUAUU